This is a messenger RNA of Apis mellifera (honey bee), 1991 nucleotides long. It is a transcript of the gene Crk, whose product is annotated as adapter molecule Crk. Gene Ontology annotation, molecular function: protein binding. Lineage: Eukaryota; Metazoa; Arthropoda; Insecta; Hymenoptera; Apidae. The record is from RefSeq and is a predicted model, not a curated record. The coding region runs from base 119 to 1054 and encodes 311 amino acids. The transcript is spliced from 4 exons.
AAUGGAAUUAUCAAUGUUGUUAUUGUCAAUUGAUAGUUGAGUUGUCAAUGAAAAAAAUGAUUCAAAAAAAAGAAUUCAAUCAUAUAAAAAAGUAAUACUGAAACAUAUUAGGAACGCAAUGUGCCGCUACUAUAUUCAUUCCGGAAUUCUUCUGGCAACGCUGCCGAUUAGUCGAUUACUUGCUAAAACAAUGGCUGCUACUUUCGAUCAAUAUGACAAGUCCAGUUGGUAUUUUGGUGCAAUGUCACGACAAGAUGCCUCGGAUUUACUCAUGGGUGAGAAAGAAGGUGGCGUAUUCUUAGUACGUGACAGCACAUCAAUACAAGGAGAUUUUGUUCUAUGUGUACGAGAAGACAGCAAGGUUAGCCAUUAUAUUAUAAAUAAAAUUCAACAGGGUGAUCAAAUACGUUAUCGGAUUGGAGAUCAAACAUUUCCUGAUAUUCCCAACCUUUUGGCUUUUUACAAAUUACAUUAUUUGGACACAACGCCACUGAUCAGGCCUGCACCUAAAAGAACACAGAGGGUAGUAGCAAAGUAUGAUUUUGAGGGCAAUGAUCCUGAUGAUUUACCUUUUAGAAAAGGAGAAAUUCUUACAAUUAUAUCAAAAGAUGAAGAGCAAUGGUGGACUGCUAGAAAUGCUCUUGGUCAAACUGGUUCAGUUCCAGUUCCCUAUGUUCAAAAAUAUGAAGAAGACAAUCACCCUGUGAUUGAAAAUAAUUCACGUCCAGAAAGUGGAGGAAGUUCAACUAUAAAUUCUAAUUCAGUUCAAAUUUCUGCUUCCCAAAUGUCUUAUCCAGAAAGUGGACAAGGGACCACUCGUAGAUCGAAUAUUCAGAGAACAUUACCUGCUUUUGCAAAAGUAAAACAAGCAAGAGUACCAAAUGCAUAUGAUAAAACUGCUCUAAAAUUAGAAGUUGGAGAUGUGAUAAAAGUUACAAAGACUAAUAUAAAUGGUCAAUGGGAAGGUGAAUUACAUGGCAAGGUUGGCCAUUUUCCAUUCACACAUGUUGAAUUUGUAGAUAAUGAGACUGGAGAAGACAAUCAGGAAAUUUAACGGAAGUCUUCCAUUGAAUAAAGAAGUUAAUUUGGAUAGUUUUAUAUUGGCAGUUUAAGUUCAUAUUAGCAAGUAUUCUGUGUAUUGGUACAUGAAAUCAUCUCAUUUUUAAAUUUUUUGUAAUAAUUUGAAAUUUCAAAUAUUUUAUAACACAUUUUUAUAUAUUAAGUGUUAAUUAUAUAAUAUUGCACAAAAUUUAAAUGAAUAUUUUUAUAAAUCGUUCUACAUUUCUAGUCAUAAAGUAUCAAUUGUAAAUGAUUACUGAUUAAUAUUGAUUUUGUCAAAAGUUAUAAAAAUUUUCUGAUUUUAAAUUUUGUACCGAUACAUAUUGUACUGCUUAGCCAUAGGUUGUGCCACAGAUGGAACAACAUUUUUUACUAGACAUAUUAAAUGAUGGAAUUGUUAAGCAUAUUACAAUUGUAAUUUACAUAAAUUACAUUAAUUAUAUAUUACUAUGUAAUUAUAUAAGUUUCGAUUGCUGAGUAAUUUUUCUAAGAGAGCAGAAAAUGUGAAUUUAUGUUUAUGAGUGAAUGGUAUAAUAUUUUCAUGAUUGUAAGUUACAAAAAUUACUUGUUAAUAUGUAAUUAUAUAAAUUGCAAAAAUAAUUAGUUUUGUAAAAAUAGUAGCUAUUUUCAAGUUCCGCUUUAUGCUAUAUAUAUAUAUAUUUAUAUAUAUAUAUAUAUACAUAUAUAUAUAUAAGUUUUAUCGUAAUUAUAUCAGUCAUAGGCAUGUACGAGUUAUUGUAAAUUAUAUAUUAUUAAUAUUAUUAUACAUAUAUAUUAUUAAUAUAUAAUUAUAUAAGUGAAAUAUUCGUGAUGUUUUUAAGAAUAACAAUUUCAAGGAUUUUUUUUGAAAAAAUUUUUUUUGAUCUUAAAAACCAGUAUAGAUAUAGUUAUGUAUAAAUACAUUUUAAUAUAUAUAUUUACAUAUUAUUAUA